This is a messenger RNA of Crotalus tigris (Tiger rattlesnake), 3535 nucleotides long. It is a transcript of the gene DEPDC1, whose product is annotated as DEP domain containing 1. Gene Ontology annotation, cellular component: nucleus; transcription repressor complex. NCBI's taxonomy places the organism in Eukaryota, Metazoa, Chordata, Lepidosauria, Squamata, Viperidae. Gene Ontology annotation, biological process: intracellular signal transduction. The transcript has 12 exons. The record is from RefSeq and is a predicted model, not a curated record. The coding region runs from base 80 to 2506 and encodes 808 amino acids.
GCAGCGGCUGCUCGGUGGGGACGUUUGCACAGCUGCCGUUGGCCGUUGUGUUCGUUGGCUGCGCUAUGCUGUAGCCGCGAUGGAGAAUCGGGUGGUCUCUCCUGGACCUUAUCGCGCCACCAAGCUGUGGAAUGAAGUUACUAAGUACUUUCGGAUACAAAUGCCACAAAAGAAACACAGACAACACUUUAGAAAAUAUGGAAAUUGUUUUACUGCAGCAGAAGCAGUCGACUGGCUUCAUGAAUUACUCAGGAAUAAUAUUAAUUUUGGUCCAGAAGUUACUAGGCAGCAAACUAUUCAGCUGUUAAGGAAAUUUCUUAAAAAUCAUGUGAUUGAGGACAUAAAAGGAAGAUGGGGUUCAGAAAAUCUGGAUGACAAUCAUAACUUGUACAGAUUUCCUUCAGCUUCCCCUGUUAAAAUUUUGCCACGUCGAUAUCCAUUGAAAGAAACCCUGCAUAACAUACCCAAAAAAACAGAAAGCAUGCUUAAAUUACCUCAGUAUUCCAAGAGAACUCCUAAAAAACAUGACCUUCAGGAAUGUCAGAACAACAAAGAAAAUCUGAAAUGUGAAGACGAUAAAAAAUGGAUAGCAAGUGGCAAGCAAAUAACUCAAGCAGAUAUAGAAGAAGUUUGGCGAAGCAUUGUUAUGAUACAUUUGCAAACUAUUUUAAGUAUAUCAUCCUUAGAAGACAUCUUGCAUCCAGCACAAAUAAUUCCUCGCUACAUAAUAUAUAACAUGACUAAUACAAGUAAACAUGGAGUUGUUCUUCUACAAGAUAAAUCAGAAGAUUUCCCUCACUGGGUAUUGUCAGCUAUGAAGUGUUUGGCAAACUGGCCUAGAUGUAAUGACCUGAGUCAGCCAACAUACACAGGUUUUGAGCGAGAUGUAUUCAAAACAGUUGCUGAUUAUUUUCUUAGUCUCCCUGAACCUUUGCUUACUUUUCAGUAUUAUGAAUUAUUUGUGAAGAUCUUAGUUUUGUGUGGCUACAUCACAAUUCCAAACAGAUCCAGUGGAAAUUUUGGUAUCCAGAAUGAUUUGGUAUGUUCAAAACCUUGUCAUUUAAACUCGUUCAAGUCAACCGAAUGUCUUCUGCUAAGUUUGCUUCAGCAUGAUACUGACAAAGAAGAUGAGACUUCUGCUAAAAGUUCUAAAAGGUGUACAAAUGAAAUAGGAUGCAGUAUGAAUUUACAGCACCGUAACGUAACUUAUAAAGGUGGCAUCAUUUGUGUACAAAAAGGUGGCAGUUGUCAGAAUCUUUCACAACUGAAAAAUGAACAAGCUCUGCCUCUGAGGCUUAAGGCAAGAUGUCACUCUUUGGAGGGAAUUGCAGAUACAACCUCAAGCGAUUGUAGUAAGGAUGAAUUUAAACAAUUUUCUCAAGCCAGAAUUCAUAUUGUGCCAUUGACAAGUAAUGAGAAUAAACUGUUGCACUGUGAAAGUAAACCAGUCUCUUCAUUGGAUCUAUGUUUGGAUAACAUUACUGAAAAACAGACUCAUGGCUCCAAGGAAGUUCCUGCAUCAAGUUUUCCUGACCAAGAGCAAUGUAGUAGUAACCCAAAAUCAAAACAACUUUGCAGGUCUCAGAGUUUACGUGGAAUUAAAAACUCCAGUUGGUGUGGCAUACAUGCUCCGGUUGCAGAAAUUACAGUAAAACCACGUCCAGCAAACUUUGGUUCUAAAACUCAAAGCACUAGCCGACUGCCUGUUAAAACAGGAAGUAAAUCUGUGGGUUCUGAUAUGGCCAUCAAUAAAAGAUUCCACAAAAGUGCAACACAGCUUUCAGAAUACAUGUUUUCUCCCAGCUUCUUUAUGCUGACUGGCAGAUCACAUGUGUUGCAACCUCAUUCAGAAAGAGUUGCAAUUGAAGCUCUGCAGAUUUGUUGCCUAUUGCUUCCACCACCAAAUCGCAGAAAACUUCAACUUUUAAUGCGCAUGAUUUCUCGGAUGAGUGAAAACGUUGAUAUGCCACGACUUCAUGAUUCAGUAGGCACCAGGUCUUUGAUGAUACAGACGUUUUCUCGUUGUAUACUGUGCUGUGAGGAAGAAGUGGAUCUAGAUGAAUGGCUUGCCAUAAGAUUAGUUUCCUUUCUAAUGGAUCACCAACAGGAAAUUUUAGAAGUUCCUAUAUAUUUACAAGUAGCAGUACAAGAGCACAUUGAAACAUUAAAAACUACUCAGUUGGAAUGUCUUGAAGAAGAACUGAGCACCAUAUUUCCAAGUUAUUCCUAUUGCAUGAGGAUUACAUCUCGGGAAUUUGAUGAACAGAAGAUUUCUGUAUCUCAGGCAGCAAUAGCUGAACUUUUGGAAAAUAUUAUUAAGGACAGAAAUUUAUCUCUGAAAGAGAAGAAGAAAAAACUUAAACAGUUCCAGAAGGAAUAUCCAGAGAUUUAUCGGAGCAGAUUUCCAACUUCAGAAAGUGAAGCCAUCUUCUUUGAUCACAAGCCUACAAUUAAAAAGCCAAUGCUUAACUUGCGAAAGUCCAAGCAUUUUAGCAUGAAAAGUUAAUCUGUACCUCAGUUAUAUAUUUAUAAAGAAAGUUUUUGAAUGUGAACAUUAGAAAUCUUUCAGUAAGCAUAUUCAUGCAAAUAUGGAUUUUAUGAAAAUUUCAUCACAAAUCCUGAAGACUGUAUUUUAUAAAUGCCAUUGUUUACAAAUUAAUUCCAAAAUUGUAAAUAGUUCCAAUUUUUUCAUGAACAGGCUUAAUGAGAUACACUUAAUAUUGUUAUAUUAAAUAUACCAAUAGCAAAUAAAUAUAGUAGUAGCAGUUAUAAAUACAAACAUGUGUCGUAACUCUUUGCACUGUUUUUAAAAGAAACAUACUGUAGUUUGAAUACCACAAUACUGUAUUAAUGUUGAUCUUCACUAUGUAAUCUAUUUAUAUAUUGUAUGUGUUAAUGCUCAGUUAAGUAACACAGCUGAGAAUAGUGAGCAUGGAACAUGGCCAUAAAAGUAAUGAUUGCCAGCCUCACUUUUAUUGUACAAAUUGAACUCUUGGUUACAAAAAGUGAACAAUAUUGCUUAUACAGCCAUAAAGCAAUAAUUCAUUCAUUCUUUCUAAUAGUUUGAAAUUGUAAUUAAUUGUCCUCUAUUGUCUAUAUGUGCUCACAUUUUUGUUAUGCUUAAGUUGGUUGUAGUUCACUUUUUAUGUUGCUUUAGUAGAAUUGGAUUGCCCAGAUUCUGUUCCCCAUCUUACUCCUGUUUGCGUUUUCCUUCUAAGUAUUUUCUAUUUAUGACAUAUAUUUGCCAAUAUCUGAUUAAGAAUCUCUGAAAAGAUUGUUUAAUGAAACCUGUAUAAAUACUGGUAAUUUAGUUAUAUUAUGUAUAAAAUAAUGUUUUGGAAAAGACAUUACUGUACAUAUGCAGAUCUGAAUUUUAAAUGGAGGAAUUUAAAAGACAUUGUUUCAUUUACUUUCUAUGUUCCACUAUGUGAACCAUUUCUAAUGUAAACAAGUUUUCCAAUGAGCUUUGAGUCCUCUAAAAGGAGCAGAAAUAUUAUAUUCUGUUUUCUAACUAUAAGAAUAAAGAAAGGACCUU